GUUAAACGGCACCGUUUGGGUUAAUGGGUCUACUUAAUAAAUUAAUUAGGAGGAGUGAAUAAACAAAUUUUGAAUUUGCUCGGAAGCAUCAUCUAUCAAUGGAGGAGAGCGGCAACAAUGGCGGCGUGAGCGUUAUUUCUCGAGUGAAGCUCGAUCAGGUUGCCACAUGGGUUGUCUCCGCCUUCUUUACCUCUCUUGAACGCUGCGCUUGCCUCAAUCUCGACGACGAUGACUCCGAAGACGAGGCUAAGGAUCUUCCUCUCCAAGGAAUGGGUUUCUUCAUUGCUAUAUAAUAAAUCUGUUGAUGGUUUUGUAACGAAUAUAUUUUUAUUGAUGAUGAGAAAGGAACUUUGGAUGCUUUUGAUCCUAAUUAUCUGCAUUACGUCUUCUUCUCUGUGUUUCUUGAUCAAGAACUUAAAAAGCUUAGGCAUGUAUGUAUCUCCCAAAUCGUUUCUAGAUGAUAAUCUUGAAAUUCCAAAA
Molecule: messenger RNA, 480 nt
Organism: Arabidopsis lyrata subsp. lyrata
Lineage: Eukaryota; Viridiplantae; Streptophyta; Magnoliopsida; Brassicales; Brassicaceae
Exons: 1
Coding region: 99-293 (64 amino acids)
Source: RefSeq, a predicted model, not a curated record